GUGUGUGUAUAUAUAUAUAUAUAUGUGUGUAUAUUUUACAUUUAUUUCAGAUGAUUGAAACUAACGAUAUUUCAGAAGAGAAGAUAAAGAUGAAGCAGGCGAUGGAAGAACUGCAAGAUAAGCUGAGUAAAAGAGAUAAAGAGGUGUCAUCCCUCGCCUCCCAGACUGAAACUCUAAGGGCCCAAGUAAGUGCAUUGGAAAAUAAAUGCAAAGCUGGAGAGAAGAAGGGAGAUUCUCUGUUGAAGGAAAAGAAGCGCUUGGAAGCUGAACUGGAGACCGUGUCCAGGAAAACGCAUGAUGCUUCAGGCCAGCUGGUCCUGAUUAGCCAGGAGCUACUCAAAAAGGAAAG
Messenger RNA from Terrapene triunguis (Three-toed box turtle), 349 nucleotides. RefSeq names its product CAP-Gly domain-containing linker protein 2-like. The record is from RefSeq and is a predicted model, not a curated record. The transcript is spliced from 3 exons. Lineage: Eukaryota; Metazoa; Chordata; Testudines; Emydidae. The annotation marks the transcript as partial.